Molecule: messenger RNA, 3186 nt
Organism: Rotaria sordida
Lineage: Eukaryota; Metazoa; Rotifera; Eurotatoria; Philodinida; Philodinidae
Source: the annotation of a GenBank genome assembly
AUGUCAGAUAAUAUACAAGAAAAGAUUGUUGAUCUACUUAAUCAAGCAUUACUUUAUGGAAAAGAUAGUAUCCGAGUUCAACAUCUUCGACAUAUACAAGAACUUAUUUUACGAAAAGAUCCGAGUUUACUUAAUCAUUUUCUUGAAGAAGUAUUAAAUUUUCAAACAGAUAAAAGUUCAGAAGUAAAAAAAACAAUAAUAUCAUUUAUUGAAGAAGUUUGUCAAUAUGAUUCAAAACUUAUUAUUAAAGUAAUUGAUAGUCUUCAUUUGUUACUUAAUGAUGAGAAUAUAUUUGUACAAAAAAAACUUAUUCUUAGUAUGAUUUCAAUUUAUCAAUCGACUUUAACAUGGUUAGUAAAAUGUCAAUUAAUCGAUGAAAAUAUACAUAAUAUGUGGCAAUGUAUGACUAAUAUAAAAAAUCAAAUUAUAUCUAUGCUUAAUUUAGAUGAUGAUCGACUUUGUACAGUAGUUAUUAAAUUUAUUGAAAUGUUAGCACUUACUUUAUCACGAUAUGAAAAAGAUUUUUCAACAAAUUUAUUACAAAAUGAUCAUAAAAUUUUAUCACGAAUUAAAUUAGAACAAGAAGAAAAAGAAAUGAUAGAAAAAUUACUUGAAUUUAUUAUUUCUCAAAAUAUAUCUAGUGUCAAUUUAAUUGCAGCUAUCGAAGCCAUAACUAAUAUUGUUCGACAAAGAUCAAACUAUAUAAAUCGAAUUAUACAAACAUUUGAAGUAUUAAAUGUUAAUUUAUCUUCAAUUUUCAUUGAUUCUCAAGUUACUAAUUUACGUAAUAUAAUCAAAUUAAAAUUACUUAAUCUUCUCAAAUAUUCAAUUUCAUAUAAUAUACAAUCACAAAUUACAACUUUACUUAUUGAUCUUGGUGCUACACAAGAAGAGAUUCUUAAAUAUUUACCUAAAGUAAUAACAGAAUCAAAACGAAAGUUAAUUUCAAAUACAAAUAAAAAUAUUAAAAAAAUGAAAAAUAUUAAUGAUGAUAUAAAUAAUUCAAAUAUACAAUCUCAUCUUCAACAUGAUAAACUAAUUGAUUUAACAAUUGCUGAUCUUAUGACAAAAUUAUCUAUUGAAAAUGUUGUUGAUUUAGUCAUUGUAUCAAUGCAUUUAUUACCAGAAAAAAUACCACCGUCAUUUCAAUCAAGUUAUACGCCUAUAGUAGAAGCUGGUACUCCAAUUCAAAUUGAACAUUUAGCUCGUUUACUUUGUGCACAAUUAACGGCAGCUGGUUAUCAACCUAUAACAUCUAAGCAAUAUGUUAAACCACAUAUGGAUAAUAACAUUGUAGAAGAAAAAGUUACAUCGAAUGUAACCGAUGUUCAAAAUGAUGAUCCAUUAUUUGUAAUCUCGUCUGGUUUUGAUAGUAAAACACAUUUAACAUCGACUAAAGCAAUUUUAUCAACAUCUACAGACGUGAUAAAGAUUCCAAAUAUUCAACAGAAAAAAAUGAAAUCAUUUAAAUUAUCUAAUACAAUUAAAUCAUUUGAAUAUGAUGAAAUGCAACGUAUGUCACUUGAUUCAUUUCAUCGAAUGCUACAUGCUGAAGAUAUCUGUGAAAGAGCUCAUGUUGAACAUAUACGACAAAAAAUGAUGACUUCAUUAGUUUGUUUAUUCGAAGGAAGUUUUCAUAAUAUUUAUGAAGAUUAUAUUUUUGCUGAUGUAUAUAAACGAUAUGAUCUUGUAUUUGCAUGGAUUUAUCAAGAAUAUGUUUAUGCUAAUGGCUAUUUAAUAUCGAAUAAAAAAAAAGAUUUUAUCAAAUAUGAUAAUAUAUUAUGUCGAUUACUUGAAUGUUUACAAGAAAAAUGUGAUGAUCUAUUUUCUCGUUUAUUUAUAAGUGCACCAUUAAUUACAGAUAAUGCUUUAUUUAUACUCAAACAAUAUUGUCAAGAUGAAAAUCAUUCGAAUCUGGGCAUGAAUAUAUUAUAUAAAUUUAUUUGUCGUCGAAUAAUAAUACGUGAAAAAUGUUUGGAUAUAUUACUUAAUUUUACUCAUAAUGAAAAUAUUUUUAUUAGAAAUAAUGCUAUAUAUAUUAUAAAAAAUUUACAUGAAAAAAAAGAAUUUCAACAAAUAAUCGAAGAAUAUGCAUUGAAGUGUUUAACAUAUUUACGAACUUUACGACCACCAGAAACACUAUUUUGUGAUAAUAAAAAAUCAUUAACAAUAUCAAGAGAUGUUUGGACAGAAGAUUCUAUUCAUCUUUGUCUUUCAUUAUAUCUUAGUUUAAUCUCAUCGAAUCAUUAUUUAAUUCAACCAUUAGCAACUAUUUAUACCGUAGUUGAUAAAGAUAUUAAACGAGUAAUUCUUCAGAUUUUAGAAAUUCCAAUACGUGAAAUGGGCAUGACUAGUCCAGAACUAUUAAAACUCAUUAGAAAUUGUCCUCAGAAUGCAGAAGGAUUGAUUACACGUAUUAUUCAUAUUCUUACUCAACAAAUGCCACCAUCACAUGAAAUCGUUGAAAAAAUACGAGAUUUAUAUCAUAAACGUAUAUCAGAUGUUCGUUUACUUAUUCCAGUACUGACUGGCUUAGAAAAAAGUGAAAUUAUAAAUGCAUUACCAAAAUUCAUAAAAUUAUCACCACCAGUGGUUAAAGAAGUUUUUAAUCGACUUUUGGGUUUGAAUGACUCAUCUCGAACCUCAUACACAAGUUUAAUAUUACCAUCAGAAUUAUUAAUUGCUCUUCAUCAAAUUUCACUUGAAGAAUGUGAAUUAAAAACAAUAAUAAAUGCCACAUCAAUAUGUUUUAAUGAGCGUUCAAUUUAUACUUAUGAUAUUCUUGCUAUUGUUCUACAACAACUUGUUGAAAUGACUCCAAUUCCUAUUUUAUUUAUGCGAACUGUUUUACAAACAUUUAGUCUUUAUCCAAAAAUGAUUGAUUUUAUUAUGAAUAUUUUACAACGAUUGAUAACAAAACAAGCAUGGAAACAAACUCGAAUAUGGGAAGGUUUUAUAAAAUGUUGUGAACAAACUCGACCACAUUCAUUUCCAAUACUUCUUCAAUUACCACCUUCACAACUUAAACAUAUCUUGCAAAUAAAAUCAGAACUACGUGAUGGUCUUGUCCGUUAUUUACGUUCUAUGUCAAUUGCUCAACGUUCAUCAAUUCCAUCAUCUAUAUUAAUAGUAAUUGAAGAUGAUGUAGAAAAUAUUGCACCUAUUUCAUCAUCUAAUCCAGUAUAA